GUAUGGCUUUCCCAUUGUGAAUAGGAGAGUGUUCAGUUGCUGCACAGGCCCAUUGUCUGGGUAUAUAAAGGACGCAAAUCCCAUGCUUUGGAAUCCCCACUUUCUUCACCUGAGUCAAGUAUUCAUUCUACCAGCACCAGCUUAAUACUCCAUCAUGUCUGUUCAAUUCAACACCAACUCGGUCACAAAGGACAACGCCUUGUACACCAAAUUCAAGUACGAGUCGACGUUCGUGGAAAAAUCCGAAAGCGGCGCGUUUUCUGUGACGCCCACUGCCACAGACUAUGAGUUCAAGGUCGACUUGAAGACCCCAAAAACAGGCUUGAUGUUGGUGGGCCUUGGAGGCAACAAUGGAACCACGUUGGUGGGCGCCGUUUUGGCCAACAAAAACAAGCUCAGCUUCGAAAAUAAGGAGGGGACCGUGGAGGCCAAUUACUACGGGCUGGUGACGCAGUCUUCCACCAUCAAACUCGGAGUCGACGCAGAGGGCAACGACGUCUACGCACCUUUCAACUCGAUUUUGCCCUUUGUCAGCCCAAACGAUUUAGUGGUUGGCGGAUGGGACAUUUCCAAAAUGCCCUUGGAUAAGGCCAUGAAGCGCGCCAAAGUGUUGGACGUGGAUUUGCAAAGACAGUUGGCCGGAGACAUGGCCAAGGUCACGCCCUUGCCAUCCGUCUACUACCCCGAUUUCAUUGCCAUCAACCAGAAGGAAAGAGCAGACAACAUUUUCAACACCAACAGCAAGGGCGAGCCCUGCACCGAGCGCAAGUGGGACGAUGUCGAGAGAAUCCGGGCCGAUAUCAAGAAGUUCAAGCAGGACAACGACUUGGACAAGGUCAUUGUUUUGUGGACCGCCAACACCGAGAGAUACGCGGACAUCAUUCCUGGAGUCAACGACACGGCAGAAAAUUUGAUCAAGGCCGUCAAGGCCAACCAUCCCGAAGUGUCGCCUUCGACAAUCUUUGCCGUCGCCUGUAUCUUGGACCAGGUGCCAUACAUCAACGGAUCGCCGCAAAACACGUUUGUGCCUGGAGCCAUCGAGUUGGCGGAGAAACACCGCAGUUUCAUUGGUGGAGACGACUUCAAGAGUGGGCAGACCAAGAUCAAGUCUGUGUUGGCCCAGUUCCUUGUGGAUGCCGGAAUCAAACCUAUUUCCAUUGCUUCGUACAACCACUUGGGUAACAACGACGGUUACAACUUGUCGUCGCCCAAGCAGUUCCGGUCGAAGGAAAUCUCCAAGCAGUCGGUCGUCGACGAUAUGGUGGAGUCCAACGAGAUCUUGUACAACGAGAAAUCCGGCAACAAGGUCGACCACUGUAUUGUGAUCAAGUACUUGCCAGCAGUGGGCGACUCGAAGGUGGCCAUGGACGAAUACUACUCGGAGUUGAUGUUGGGUGGCCACAACAAAAUCUCCAUCCACAACGUAUGUGAGGACUCGCUUUUAGCCACGCCGUUGAUCAUCGACUUGGUGGUGAUGACCGAGUUCUUCCAGCGUGUGUCCUACCGCAAGGUGGGCACGGAAAAUUACGAGAACUUCUACUCUGUGUUGACGUUGUUGAGCUACUGGUUGAAGGCGCCUCUCUCAAAGCCAGGAUUCAAGCCUAUCAACGGCUUGAACAAACAGAGAUUGGCGAUCGAGAACUUGUUGCGUUUGUUGGUUGGAAUGCCCAUCAACAACGAGUUGAGAUUCGAAGAGAAGUUGUUGUAAGUACGGAAAUAGAGCCCCGAGUGUGGAGAGCAUUGGGCGUUUUAAUUGAAGAAGGGUAAGACAGAAGAGGCACCGGGAGUAAACACAGAUUCAACAGUGUUUGAGGCUGAGAUGAAAAUGGGUCUUUUGUAUCAUGUCGAGUCAGACACAUCACAGGCGUGGGUUCUAAAAAAAUAGGGGUUAGUAUUGCUCUGGGGCGG
This is a messenger RNA of Metschnikowia bicuspidata var. bicuspidata NRRL YB-4993, 1908 nucleotides long. RefSeq names its product inositol-3-phosphate synthase (gene INO1). Gene Ontology annotation, biological process: inositol biosynthetic process; phospholipid biosynthetic process. The transcript has a single exon. NCBI's taxonomy places the organism in Eukaryota, Fungi, Ascomycota, Pichiomycetes, Serinales, Metschnikowiaceae. Gene Ontology annotation, cellular component: cytoplasm. Gene Ontology annotation, molecular function: inositol-3-phosphate synthase activity. Bases 155 to 1708 code for a protein of 517 amino acids. The record is from RefSeq and is a predicted model, not a curated record.